This is a messenger RNA of Cyprinus carpio (common carp), 2575 nucleotides long. RefSeq names its product synapsin-2-like. NCBI's taxonomy places the organism in Eukaryota, Metazoa, Chordata, Actinopteri, Cypriniformes, Cyprinidae. The record is from RefSeq and is a predicted model, not a curated record. Gene Ontology annotation, molecular function: ATP binding. Gene Ontology annotation, biological process: neurotransmitter secretion. Gene Ontology annotation, cellular component: synaptic vesicle membrane; synaptic vesicle.
CAUCAGAGCAGAGUGAAAGCAGAGAGGGGAGGAAACACUGCAACGCAAGGAGGGAUCCCAGCAUCUCACUUCGCUGGGUAUUCAGUCCUGAGCUUCUCCCGCUAGGAUAAAUCCCUAGAUGCUUGACAUCUCUAUUUCCAAAGCAGUACUCCUCCUCUAGCCUACAGUCAUGAACUACCUGCGCCGGCGUCUGUCGGACAGCACCUUUAUCUCCAACCUGCCUAAUGGCUACAUGUCAGAUCUGCAGAAACCAGAUCCUUCUCAACCUCCCCCUCCCGGACCAGCCUCAGGACCAGCUCCAGUGUCCCCGGGCCAGGAGAGAAAACCCAUCCAACCUCAGCCUGUAGCGACGGGGUUCUUCAGCUCCAUCACCAGUGUGGUGAAGCAGACGGCCGCCUCAGCAGGGCUAGUGGAGCAAACGCCUGUGCCCGCAUCAUCCAAAAGACAUAGGAUCCUGCUGGUCAUCGAUGAACCACAACAGGACUGGGCCAAACUCUUUAGAGGGAAAAAACUGAAUGGAGAUUAUGAUAUUAAAGUUGAACAGGCUGAGUUUGGUGACAUCAGUGUCGUGGCUCAUGCUAAUGGAUCAUGUAACGUGGUUGUGCAGGUUUUGCAGAAUGAAAACAAAGUUUUCAGGUCAUUUAAGCCUGACUUUGUCCUGAUCCGACAGCACGCUUACAGCAUGACAGAGAAUGAAGACUUCCGUACCUUAAUCAUCGGACUGCAGUACGCCGGCAUUCCCAGCAUCAACUCCCUGGAGUCGAUUUACAACCUCUGUGACAAGCCCUGGGCAUUUGCAUGUCUGAUCAGCACAUGCAAGAAACUUGGACAGGAGAAAUUCCCAUUAAUUGAACAGACAUUCUAUCCCAACUAUAAAGAAAUGGUGACCAUGCCGGCAUUUCCUGUUGUCGUGAAAAUCGGGCACGCUCACUCUGGUGUGGGGAAGGUGAGAGUGGAGAACCACACAAAGUUUCAGGACAUAGCGAGUGUAGUGGCCAUCACUCAGACCUACAGCACGUGUGAACCUUUCAUCGAAGCCAAAUAUGACAUCAGGAUUCAGAAAAUAGGAAAUGAUUACAAAGCUUACAUGAGGACGUCAGUCUCAGGUAACUGGAAGUCCAACACUGGCACUGCCAUGGUGGAGCAGGUGGCUAUGACCGACAGGUAUAAGCUUUGGGUUGACACCUGUAGUGAAAUAUUUGGAGGCCUCGAAAUUUGUGCCGUUAAAGCUAUUCAUGGAAAAGAUGGAAAAGAUGGAAAAGAUUACAUUACUGAGGUAAUGGGUUCAUCCAUGCCAUUAGUGGGAGACCAUCAGGCCGAGGACCAGCAGCUGAUAGCAGACAUGGUCAUCGCCAAAUUGAAUCAUGUUAUGGCACAAAAUCCCAAAAGACCAACAGCUAUUCAACCAAGAAAGAAUGCUGUUGUGGUUGAAGUAAAGCACGACCAACCACAGAAAGCUCCUCCACAAGGCUGUUUGCAGUACAUUCUUGACUGCAAUGGUGUUGCUGUGGGACCAAAAUUAGUGCAGGCAAACUGAUACAACCAUGAAAGCUCAAAGCAUUUCAACUCCCGACAGGUUGUGUUUAAACGUUCAGACAGUGACCUGAGGUGCAAGGGAACAAAUAAUCUGUUAGAAAUGUCUUCAUUUGGGCAUGAUCGAUAUGGAUAUACUGUGUAACUUUCACUGUUCUGCGCUUGUGAUGGUUGCUUUGUUUCUAUGUGAAGCGGUUGUCUCUUCAGGGUUGUUGUGUGGUGAUACAGCAGAUCGUGCCAAGUGUUCAGUGCCACUCUUUCCCAUGUACUUUUUUCUUGUCUUAUGUCUUGUGUUAUGUUUCAGUAAACGGUGUUCAAAGAGUUACAGUGUGUGUGUGUACCUGGUAUUCCCUAUGGUAAAGGGGACCUAAAGUCACCACAAGGAUAGUAAUACCAGUAAAUUUUGACCUUGUGGGGACAAUUUUAUUUAUUUUUUUAUUUUUAUUUUUUGGUUUCCAUGAGGAAACAAGCUUAUAAAUCAAACAGAAUGAAAAAAAAUUAUGCAUAAAGUUUUGUGUGAGCGGUAGGUUUAGGGUAAGGGGAUAGAAAAUACAGUUUGUACAGUAUGAAACCAUUACGCCUGUGAAGUGACCCCAUAAAACAUGGAAACCAGUGUGUGUGUGUGUGUGUGUGUGUGUGUGUGUGUGUGUGUGUGUGUGUGUGUGUGUGUGUGUGUGUGUGUGUGUGUGUGUGUGUGUGUGUGUGUGUGUGUGUGUGUGUGUGUGUGUGUGUGAAUGGUUGUACAUAUACAUGGAAGUAUGGAGACUAUUAAAUAUAAAUGAACAUUUUAAUUGCAUGAUCAAAUGUGUGUGUCAUUGUGUGUUGAAAGGUAAUGUGUGUAUUAUAAAAUAUGAAAUAAUAGAUAUCAUACUGUAUGUACUGUAUUGUAAAUGUGUUAUAAAAUAUGGUGAAAUGUAUUUGCUACAAUGGAUGAAAGCUCUAUUACUGAACAUCAAUAAUUUUUUGUUCUUGUUACCAAUAUUAUUGCAGAAAUGUAAUUAAAUAAAAAGCAAUAAAAAUAAAACUCUGAACAAACACUGAA